This is a messenger RNA of Petromyzon marinus (sea lamprey), 1317 nucleotides long. It is a transcript of the gene MAD2L1, whose product is annotated as mitotic arrest deficient 2 like 1. NCBI's taxonomy places the organism in Eukaryota, Metazoa, Chordata, Hyperoartia, Petromyzontiformes, Petromyzontidae. Gene Ontology annotation, cellular component: cytoplasm; nucleoplasm; kinetochore. Gene Ontology annotation, biological process: mitotic spindle assembly checkpoint signaling. The record is from RefSeq and is a predicted model, not a curated record.
GUGAGACACAUAGUGAGACACAGAGAGACACAGUGAGACACAGAGAGACAGAGUGAGACACAGAGUGAGACACAGAGACACGGACAGAGGCGGCGAGAGAAGCGAUGGCCGGAGUGGUGACGCGAGAGGGCAUCACGCUGCGUGGCAGCUCCGAAAUUGUUGCCGAAUAUUUCUUCUAUGGGCUCAGCUCGAUUCUGUACCAGCGAGGAGUGUACCCAGUGGAGACGUUCCAGAGAGCUGUCAAGUACGGCAUGAGCCUCUACACCAGCACGGACCCUAAACUGGUGUCUUACCUGACGAGCGUGACCACUCAGCUGAAGGAGUGGCUGGUGAGCUGUACAGUCCAGAAGGUGGUUCUGGUGCUGGCCGAGGUGACCUCUGGCGCUGUGCUGGAGCGGUGGCAGUUUGACAUCCACUGUGACAAGACUGCCCUCACACCGGGAGGACCUCCGAGGGAGAAGUCACUCAAGGAAAUUAACGACGAAAUGAAGGCGGUGAUAGUGCAGAUCACAGCCACAGUCACAUUCUUACCACUACUACAAGAGACCUGUUCGUUUAAUCUGCUGGUCUACACCGACACGGACUCCGAAAUCCCCACUCUGUGGGAGACGUCAGGGCCGCUGGCAGUGGAAGGGGGCCAGGAAGUGCGGCUCCGCUCGUUUAGUACUUCCAUACACAGCGUGGGUACAUCAGUGGCUUACAAGACUACAUAGAUACUAUACACACACAGUGCUAUACACACAGUACUAUAUACUAUACACAGUUUUGUACAUGCACAGUGUACACACACACACACACAGCGUGUUACACAGUGUACUACACACACAGUAUACUAUACACACAGUAUACUAUACACACACACACAGCGUGUGACACACAGUGUACUACACACACACACAGUAUACUAUACACACAGCGUGUGUGUGUCUCUGUGUGUAGUAGUGGCCCAGUGUGUAUGGAGUGAGACUCCACACCUGCAUUGUAACCCCCACACUGCCUGCUGCUGCUGUUUACUGUUGGUAGUGGCUCUUCGUUGUUGCUUAGUGACAUGUGCCUGACACUGGCCGUCGUGGUUUUUUUUAACUCGUGUAGUUUCAAUGUCUAUAUCCCCAUGUCUCUGUCACCUCUGUCUCACUGUCUCUCUUUCUCUCUCCUGUCUCCUCUUGUCUCUCUCCUCUGUCUCUCUCCCUGUGUCUUUGUCUCCUCCUCGUGUCUCUUUCCCCGUGUCUCUGUCUCUCCCAUCUGUCUAUGUCUACCCUCCCCCCCGUGUCUCUCUGCGCUGUGUAUACUGCCAAAUUAUUAAACCGUUUCUAUGAA